This is a messenger RNA of Limulus polyphemus (Atlantic horseshoe crab), 417 nucleotides long. RefSeq names its product lateral eye opsin. NCBI's taxonomy places the organism in Eukaryota, Metazoa, Arthropoda, Merostomata, Xiphosura, Limulidae. Gene Ontology annotation, cellular component: membrane. The record is from RefSeq and is marked provisional. Gene Ontology annotation, molecular function: G protein-coupled receptor activity. Gene Ontology annotation, biological process: phototransduction; visual perception; G protein-coupled receptor signaling pathway.
UCCAUGGUGAUGAUAACACUAGACCGCUACAACGUGAUUGUUAGAGGUAUGGCAGCUGCACCUUUGACCCACAAGAAAGCCACUCUGCUCCUCCUGUUUGUCUGGAUCUGGUCAGGUGGUUGGACUAUCCUGCCUUUCUUCGGAUGGAGCAGGUAUGUUCCCGAGGGUAACUUGACAAGCUGUACUGUAGAUUAUCUUACCAAAGACUGGUCCUCCGCUUCUUACGUCAUCAUCUACGGAUUAGCUGUUUACUUCCUUCCUCUUAUCACUAUGAUCUACUGCUACUUCUUCAUCGUCCAUGCCGUAGCUGAACAUGAGAAACAACUUCGUGAGCAGGCCAAGAAAAUGAACGUCGCUUCACUCAGAGCGAACGCUGACCAACAAAAGCAGAGUGCUGAAUGUCGUCUUGCUAAGGUU